Molecule: messenger RNA, 3478 nt
Organism: Melospiza melodia melodia
Lineage: Eukaryota; Metazoa; Chordata; Aves; Passeriformes; Passerellidae
Gene: SSR1
Product: signal sequence receptor subunit 1
Exons: 8
Coding region: 98-964 (288 amino acids)
Cellular component (GO): endoplasmic reticulum; endoplasmic reticulum membrane
Source: RefSeq, a predicted model, not a curated record
GCCCGCCGCCGCCGCCAUUUAGACAUCCCGCCGCGGCAGCCAGCGCCGGGACAGGGUGCGCGGGAGGGCUCGGGUCGCCGCCGUCCUCAUCGUCGCCAUGAGCCGCCUGUCGCAGCUGCUGCUGCUCGUCCUGCUCGUCUUCCCCGCCGCGCUGCUGCUCGGGAGCGCCCGCGGCGGCCCAGGUUUAUUGGUUGCAGCUCAAGAUGCUACAGAAGAUGAGGAAGCUGUGGAAGAUACUAUAGUUGAAGAUGAGGAUGAUGAAGCUGAAGUGGAAGAAGAUGAGCCAACAGACUUGACAGAAGAAAAAGAGGAAGAAGACUUGUCAGGAGAACCUAAAGCCUCACCCAGUGCUGAUACAACCAUCUUAUUUGUGAAAGGCGAAGACUUUCCAGCGAACAACAUUGUAAAAUUUCUGGUGGGCUUCACCAAUAAGGGUACAGAGGAUUUCAUUGUCGAGUCUCUCGAUGCUUCUUUCCGGUACCCUCAAGACUACCAGUUUUACAUCCAGAACUUCACAGCUCUCUCUCUGAACACAGUAGUUCCACCACAGAGACAAGCCACGUUUGAGUACUCCUUCAUCCCUGCUGAGCCUAUGGGUGGUCGUCCUUUCGGUCUGGUUAUCAAUCUCAACUACAGAGAUGCCAGUGGCAACGUUUUUCAAGAUGCUGUCUUCAAUCAAACUGUUACCAUUAUUGAAAAAGAAGAUGGGCUGGAUGGAGAAACGAUCUUCAUGUACAUGUUCCUUGCUGGCCUUGGUCUGCUGGUCAUUGUUGGCCUACAUCAGUUGCUAGAGUCUAGGAAGAGGAAAAGACCGGUACAGAAAGUAGAGAUGGGAACAUCAAAUCAGAACGAUGUUGAUAUGAGCUGGAUUCCCCAAGAAACUUUAAAUCAAAUAAAUAAAGCUUCACCAAGGAGGUUGCCCUACAAGAGGGCACAGAAGAGACCAGUGGGCUCUGAUGAGUAAUGUUAAAUAGUGCAACAGUUGAACCUUUACUAAUUCUGCCUGUUUGGUUUUUUUGGAUUGGAGUAGUGCAGAGAACCCAUACCACCAUAAGGAAAAUACUGCUAAACAUUUGGACUGAACAGAUUAACUGAAUGGUGUUAAUAUUACUGAAAAUGCACUUCUCUUUUAAUUUUGUUUUUUAAAUUGUUGGGGGUUGGGGGAGGUAGCCAUUAAGAGUUGUGCCUGCGUGUGUAAGCGGUUGGUCUUAACAGAAACGUGUUACCUGAAAUGUGCCUUUAGAGUUCUUUGUAAUGCUGGCUUGCCAUCUGUACAUUGUCAUUGAAGGAUUUCUCUCCUCUCCCUAAUCUGAUUGUCUGGUGACUUUAAUCUGUCUUGAUUGUAUCAUAUCUGUAUCAGAACCUGAAUGCAAUUGUUCUUACUCAGCUAUUCUUUACAAGGUGCGCACACUGAAGUUCGUGUGUCCUGUCUCAGUGACCAGGCACUGAUCAUCUCAACUUCUGCAUUAGUCUUCAUUCUAAAGGCACAAUUGGGUAUAGCUGCUUGUAGUGGUAGAUAUUUUGCUGCUGUUUUGAUCUGGGCAUGCAGUGACCUAAAAAUCUGAAUUUAGCUGCAUAGAUGUUAGGAAGACUCUUGCACAGCAGCAGAACUUGUGAAGCAUGGAAUUUGUGUGCUGAAUUGGUAUUACUACAUAAAUUUCUUUUUUAUACCCAAUUUGUUAAAUGGCUAGUUAUUGAAUUGUGCCAGCAUCUUAGGUAUUCAGAUUAUAGUGAUAGUUCUGCAAUGUUUACUCAAGAAACUGUUGAAUAAGCCAGAACAACUUUUCAGUGAGUUCUUGGUUCUCUCUCUUAAGAACUAGAAUGUCAUAUGUAUCAAAAGGCCAAUUUAUUUUUUUUUAAAGCUUUACAAGGAUUUGCUGUACACACUUGAAACUGAAUUUGAAAAACAGUUGGAUUCAAAUAAUUCUUUUCAUUGGCAAGCUAUUUAAUUCACCAUUUACAGUUUUUAAGUCUGAGACAUCUUUACACUGGUCAGUACAUUGGUCUGAGGUUUUUUCACCUACUGUUUCUUAACUAGUAUCACAGACGUGUUUUCAUCACUAGCUGCCUGUUGGUUCAGUAGUCAAGCAGAAAAGCUGUGUACAAAAUCAAAGCAAGAUUUCCUUUUGUGGCUUACAUGAUUACCAGGUGCUGAGGUAUUGAUCCACAUCCACUGUGUCCAGGAAUUGACUGAUAGGGAAAAGAGCUAGUUUGCAGAACAUCAGUUUGCUUGGGCAAGGCUUGGACUGUUUGCAUCUCAGCUGCCUCUCUUCCUAUGUCUGAAUGUUAUCUGAAGGCUUGUUGAGUUCAGGAAGAGGCAUAGAUUUGAGGCCUCUGUUGUCUUCUUUUCCUCCCUUUUCUCAUCCCCACCUGUGAAAAUGCCCUUUUAGUUCCACACUUGGACUUCAGGGACUGAACUUCUGAGCCAGUGAAUGCUGAGUGAUCCUUCCAAAUCCCUGUGUGUUUGAAGCAGCUAGGCUCUGAAUCUACCCGUGCUGGUACUAUUUUGUUACACACCUUGCCAGAAUGUACUGUGUUAUUGACUCAUACUGCUAUGGAGAAGAUGCUUUGUUCAACUUCCUGAAAAUACAGCUAGUCCAGGCAGAAUAUUCUUUGCAGUUAAGGUUGCUUUAAUUGUCAUUCAGAUCCUUUAGGAAACAGUUGAAUGCUGCCCUCAUAAGGAGUAUCUCCACUCAAAUUGUGUGGAACAGCUUUAUUUGACUUUAUUGAUAUAAUCUGACUGGUUCUGUGGUAGAUUUACAGGCUUGUAUUCCAGCUUGCAUUGAUUCAACAGUGUUUAUAGAUUAAAUGCUUCCUGUGCUAAAGCCCCAUAGUGAUUGCAGCACCUGAUGCCCUGAACUUGGAGGGUCCCUCUGUUGGAUUGUCUCUGACCUGGCAUCAAGAGGGGCUUUUUUCACCUUCUUGUAACUGGUCAUCUUGAACUGUAUAUUCUUAAUCUUUCCUGAGAUUUAAAGGUACUCUUUGAGGGGGUGGUGAUGAUACAGUGGUAUGACAGGAAAAAAGACAAAGGAUCAGAACAGAGGAUAUUAAUUUGUAAUAUCCUAGUUUUAUUUCUACAGAUUAGAAGUAUUUGAAGGCAGAGCUCUUGGUUCUGCAAUCAGUGGCUGACUUCCAAAUGCUUAAGCAUGAAGGAAGAGAGAAGGCAGCUUGCACUGGAACCAGCAGUGGGAAAGUCCAGGUGUACCAAGGCUGUUUAUCUGAUGAUACAACUUGGCAUUCACUGUAGAUGGUUCAUAGUGACUUUCUUAGCCAGAAGCAGUUCAUAAGAGCAGGGCCCAGUAGACCACUGUUGCUCAUGAUGAAUGUCAUAACAUUUUUUAAUUACUUGUUUCUCAUUAAUUUGUUGUAGUUGAAAUUUAGCAGUAACAUUCCAGCAUGCAGUGUGGCAACUGAACUUUGGCAUCUCUAGUAUUAUUUCUAGUGAAAAAGCCAGUCUAUUAAACUCAGUUUUCUUAAA